CUUGCAAUCCUCGGAUCAUUAAGGCGCCGGACAGCUCAUCGAUCCGGGUCAAAAGGGGCCUAGACCAAGGCUACAGCCCAUGGGCCCCCGUCCCAAAUUGUACCCGAUAAUCCCUGGGCAGGGCCGGCUGGCUCCCAGACUGAACGGGAUAAGAUCUAGAAAGCCCGACCCGACCCGGCCUCUCGAUAGCACGACGGCUAGGGUUCUUUGGCGAGAUUUGCAAGCGUCUCCGUCCUUUCGUCCUCGCUGCCGCCGCUGAACGGCGGCGAAUCUCCUUCCAGCCAGAACUGGUUUACCUUCCAUCUCACCUUUUCUCUCUCGAUCUCUCUCUGUGGAGAGAUUUCUCCUGGAGAUGCAUUACUGAUCUUCUUACACCAGUUACCGACUGAGAUUUUUCAUGGAAGGAGCAAUCAUACCUAGAGUCGAGGAUGAGUUCGUUGAGUAUAUUCAACAAAAGAAAAGGAGGGGGAGGGCAACUUCAAUAGUUUGGGAGCACUUUGAUAAGCUUAAAGACGAAGUAGAUAAUGUAUGGAAAACUCAAUGCAAGCAUUGCAAGCAAAUAUACUCGAGUGCUCAAAAAAAUGGUACCUCUCAUUUAAAGCGCCAUAUGGAUCGUUGCCCCAUAAUUAGGGCAUCUGGAUUGAUAUUUCCUACGGUGAGCACACCAAUAGUGAGCGAUGGACUCGCAGGAUAUGAAUCAAGUAAUAAACGUUCAAGGUCUGUUUCAAAAGUAUGGGAAGAUUUUGAGAAACUCAAAGCUGAAAGAGAUGAUAUUUUGAAGGCUAGAUGUAUACAUUGUAAACAAAUUCUCUCAGGGGCUUCUAAGCAUGGAACGUCUCAUUUAAAGCGCCAUCUUGAGAGGUGUCCAAAACGUCGAAACCAUGAAGUUAGGCAACUCUUGCUGUCAAGUGAAGUGAGGAGCAUAAAACAACUUUUUUCAUCAAAUGAAGCUCUUGUUGAUGGAAGCACGCCAUUGAAGAAGUGUGCACUAGACCAAACUGAAAUAUUAAAGGCAAUUUCAGCUUUCAUUAUAUGUGGAAAGCAUUCGGUAACACUUGUUGAAGAACUUGGAUUUAGGCAGAUGAUGACUAAAGUUUGUCCUGAAUUUGAAAAUGUUAAUGCACAGGCCAUUAGAAGGAAGAUUUUUUCUAGUUAUUUGAAGGAGAGGGAGAGUUUGAAGGAGCUUUUAGGAAGAAUACCUGGUAGAAUAUGUUUAACUUGUGAGAAUUGGAGCUCUGAUUAUAGCAAGAAUGGAUAUAUGUGCAUCACUGCUCAUUUUAUUGAUAAUGAUUGGAAAUUGGUGAAGAAGAUUAUUUAUUUUAAACCUUUAGUACCCCCCUUUAAUGGAACAUUGUUUGCUGAUGAGAUAGCACUUUGCUUAAGUAUGUGGAACAUUGACACUAAAAUUUUUACUAUUACUUCUAGUAAUGCCUCAUACGAUGACAACUUUGUUGAUACUCUUAAAGGUUGUCUUUUAGCUAAGAAAAAUCUUUUAAUUGGUGGCUGCUUUUUUCAAGUUCGAAGUUGCUGCCAAAUUCUGGAUAUUAUUGUAAAAGCUAUUUUUAAUCUUGUUGAUGAUGUUGUUGAUAAGAUUCGGAGUGGAAUAGAACACAUUCGAAAAUUCACAUCAAGAAAGAAAAAAUUUUAUAUGAUUGCUUCCAAGGAAUUCCAAUUGGACACUAAAAAGAGACUGCAUCCGGAUGUGUAUUUUAGGUGGAAUACUACUUAUAUGAUGAUUGAACGUGCUCUUUAUUACAAAAGCAUGUUGCAAUAUUGGGGAGAACAUGACAGUAAUUUCCUUUAUUAUAAUCUCUCUGCUGAAGAGUGGGAAAAGUUGGCAAUUAUUCAAAAAUUUUUAGCAGUGUUCUAUGAGUUGGAGAGCGCAUUUUCUACUGCUAAACAUCCAACUUCCAACCUUUAUUUCAGGGCAUUGUGGAAAGUUCAUAUGCACUUAUUGAAAGCAGUAAGAGGUCCAUUUUCAUUCAUGACUAGAAUGGCUACAGAUAUGCAAGAGAAAUUUGAAAAAUAUUGGAUAAAGCAUAACUUAAUCUUAUCAUGUGCGGCAGUUUUGGAUCCCCGUUACAAGGUGAAGCUUGUAGAGUUUUGCUAUACAAAAAUCUAUGGUGAUAAGGCUGAGGAUUUUGUCAACACAACUGUUAGAACUCUGUAUGGUCUAUUUGAUGAAUAUAAGCCAAAUUUUGUGACAAGUUCUUCAUGCACUAGGACCUUUGCAGCUCCUGCUGUUGCAGAACAUGGAAAUGUAGAUAAGGAUGAAUUUGAAGAUUAUGAACAGUUUUUGAGUAGGAAAUCUAGGCCUCAAGGUGAGAAAUCUCAAUUGGAUCUCUACCUAGAAGAACCAGGUCCCGACUUUAACAGUGAUAUUAAUGUCUUAGAAUAUUGGAAUAAUAGUUCGAUGCGAUAUCCUGAGCUUGCAAUGAUGGCCCGCGACAUCCUGACAAUACCAAUGUCCUCUGCUUUUAUGGAAGCUAGCUUCAACAUUGGAAAGAGGGUUCUACAUUCUGGCCAAAGUUUGCUUGAUCCAAAGAUGGUUCAAGCUUUAGUUUGUCUUUCAGAUUGGACUUAUUCAGCUUUAGAGAAAUUAUCUGGCACCAGUAUGACGGUCAUCCAUGAAAAUGGUGAUCCCUGUGUAAGUGAUGAAGAGAAUGACUUAGAUGAUUUGGACAUUGAAGAGGGCACCUUUCCUUAGCUCUCCAUGGGAUGCAAGAUUGAGGAGAUGGGCAGAAGAAUAAAAAUGGUAUCAAUACCUUUCUGAAACUUCUGUAAAUAAUUUUUGUGGUACUUGCGAUUUUUAUUUGCAUGUUAAUGGACAUUUUUCUGCUUGAAUAUAUAAUUGUGUUCUUAUCUGCUGCAUAUUUUCUGUAAUUUUUUUUUUAA
This is a messenger RNA of Phalaenopsis equestris, 2895 nucleotides long. RefSeq names its product zinc finger BED domain-containing protein RICESLEEPER 2-like. NCBI's taxonomy places the organism in Eukaryota, Viridiplantae, Streptophyta, Magnoliopsida, Asparagales, Orchidaceae. The record is from RefSeq and is a predicted model, not a curated record. The coding region runs from base 398 to 2707 and encodes 769 amino acids. The transcript is spliced from 4 exons. Gene Ontology annotation, molecular function: DNA binding; protein dimerization activity.